Molecule: messenger RNA, 1527 nt
Organism: Diaporthe citri
Lineage: Eukaryota; Fungi; Ascomycota; Sordariomycetes; Diaporthales; Diaporthaceae
Exons: 1
Coding region: 1-1527 (508 amino acids)
Biological process (GO): DNA-templated transcription; regulation of transcription by RNA polymerase II
Cellular component (GO): chromatin
Molecular function (GO): RNA polymerase II cis-regulatory region sequence-specific DNA binding; zinc ion binding; DNA-binding transcription factor activity, RNA polymerase II-specific
Source: RefSeq, a predicted model, not a curated record
AUGCCGUUCCUUCACUCCGUCACCUUCUCUGCCGCGUCCAUCAGCCUUGAACUGCUCCUCUCCAUGUGCGCCGUUGGCGCACUAUUCCGCUUCCAGCCUGCCUUGGGUUACCAGCUCUACGCCGGUGCGCAGGCCCUGAUUUCUCGGCGGUUGAGCCAACGGAGCCGUGCUGUCUUGGAUCGUCUGGCCAACGAUUCUCAAGGAAGACAUGGUAUACCGAGGUCUCCUACAGGACCUCUCACCUUCGCCAGCUCCGCUUUGAAUGGAUCCAGAUCGGAGACAGAAGGCAAUAACCUUCAGCUGCUGCAAGCUAUGAUAGUACUCAUGGCGAUGGCGUCUUGGGGCGAUCAUGAGCUUACACAAGACGCCCUCUCCAUGUCCAGCCGGGUCGCCAUGCUUGCCCGAGAGUUGAAGAUUUCCGACCCUGAAGAGCCACCUCCAAAUCAGCCAUGGGGCGACGGUAUAAAACAUGAAGAGCGCCGUAGGACGCUGUUUGCCGCUUACGUCCUCCUCAACCUUCAAUCCAUAGCUUUCAACGUGCCGCCGCUGCUCCUGAGCCAAGACGUCGCCAUCAACCUGCCAGGGUGCGCGUCAAGCUGGCAAGCACCCAACGCCGCCGAGUGGUCCACGUUACGGGACACGUACAUGACGCCGAGGCCGUUCCAGGAGAUUCUGAACGAGUUGCUGUCGGGAAAGAGCAUCCACCGUGAAUCCGCUGUCUCGUCUUUCGGGAAUUACGUUCUCAUACAUGGCCUACUCCAACAGGUCUUCCUCGCUCGCAAUGCGGCUGGAUGCCUUCCAGACGCAGGAGAUGCCUUGAGCGACGGCCUCGUCGAAAAGUUGCACCUUGCACUACGUGCCUGGCAAGAAUCCUGGGAGGCGACAUACGAGUCCACGACGGACCCCUCGUCCCCCAAGGGGCCCCUGGGAUUCAACUCGACCGCCAUCCUUCGCUUGGCCUACGUUCGGCUGAGCGCCAACUUCGGACCCAGUCAGCAGCUCCUCUUCGCAAGAGAUCCCCAGGUCAUAGCCAAGGCGUUUUCGUCGAGACGCGCCAUCAAGGCCGAGGACAGGUCACCCCGCCUUGACCAGGCGGUGCUGCAGUGCAUCCACGCCCUGAGCAUUCCUGUCAGGGUCGGCAUCGCGUUCGUGGCGCGCAGCCAGACGAUGAACUGGAGCGUCGAGCACGCCCUGUGCAACCUUGAGUGCGCGUUCCUCCUGGCGCAGUGGCUCCUCGUGAUAUCGGAGUGCGUCGAGGCGGUAGGUGUUGGUGCGUUGCGUGCUGAAGAGCGCAGGUUGGUGAGUGUAGUCGUGAGUUUGGUGCGGGAAACCGAGCUCGGGGGCGCCCUUGACGAAGACGGCCAGAACCACGCCGUUCAGAUCAAGAAUCUGGCAAGCUCCACUGUGUUUUUGUGGGCGCAGACGUUCAAGGGGUCCCAUGUCUUUGAUAUAGUUCAACUUAUUGGUAGCGGGUUGACAAUAUUAGCAGGGGCUUUGGGAGGACAACACGACAUGGCCACAAUCUGA